AUGAGGUGGAACUUGCUGACAUUUUUGUUUUAUGUAAGUAUCGUAUAUGGGGAAGACACAGAUAUGAAUGAUUCAGCGCAAAUUGUUGCGUCAAAAUUUACGCUAUCUCAAUAUGCAGUCGAAGGGAUGGAUUAUGUUAUUGAUUAUCGUCUUUAUAACGUCGGAGACAGGGCUGCCCUACGUGUAGCAUUAGAUGAUCGAAAUGGUUUUCCAACGCAAGCUUUUGAUGUUAUACGAGGCCUUUUGCAGGUACGUUGGGAAAGAAUAGGUCCCGGCAAUAAUGUUUCACAUUCAGUAGUGGUGCGUCCACGAGUUAUUGGUGCAUUUAAUUAUUUAUCCGCUCAGAUAACUUAUUAUCCAACUGAAGAUGCGAAGGAAGUACGCGUCAGCUACACAACCGCUCCAGGCGAAGGAUAUAUUUAUCGACGAAAAGAUUAUGAUCGAAAGUUUUCGGCAAAAGUGGGCGUAUGGUUGGUAUUUUUGAUGCUAGUCGCACCAUCAACGGUUAUUCCGUUUGUACUUUGGUACAAAAGUAAGGUGAAAUAUGAUCAGGAGACUCCGUCGAAGAAAAGCAAGUAG
Molecule: messenger RNA, 579 nt
Organism: Cercopithifilaria johnstoni
Lineage: Eukaryota; Metazoa; Nematoda; Chromadorea; Rhabditida; Onchocercidae
Source: the annotation of a GenBank genome assembly